AUGUCUGGACAAGAUUAUAAACAGUUUUUGGGCAAUAGCAAGCUGCUUCUACCGGAACAACCUGUGCAUGAUGACUUCUUAGACGCAAUGGAAAAGGUGUUCCACUGGUCCUGUAUAUUCGGUAUAUUUGGUUCGAAGAGGUAUCUCAGUAUAUUGUGGAGUGCCCUCAUCCUGGUGUCGUUGGUGGUUAUCGAGUACUUGGCUAUCUGGAAGGUCAUUCGAGCACUGACUGGAGUGGCCCGGGACACGAGUGGACACCGAAGCAUAACAGCUCGGCUCGCAGGCACCAUAUUUUAUUCAAUAUCUAUAAUGUCACUAUUCGUUGCAUCGAAACUGUGGUACUAUUGGAGGAGUAGCAUAUCAGUAUUGUGGGCUAAAGUGGAGCGAUCAGUCGGUGUGAAGGUUCCUACUGAUAACACGUUGAAACGACGAAUGUAUCUAGUUUUCGGAUUAAUGACUUUCUGUUCUAUGUUUGAACAUGCUGUCAGUAUGGUUGCAUCAGUCGGACUAGACUGCCCACCGUCUUUAAUAAUGAAGCGAUAUGUGCUCGUCUCUCAUGGAUUCAUUUUUAUGGGACAGGACUACUCCGAAUGGUUUGCAAUGCCAUUAAUAAUAAUAAGUACGCUAGCCAGCCUGCUAUGGAACUUCCAAGAUCAGCUGAUAGUCCUCAUCAGCAUUGGCCUAACAUCUCGGUACUACAGGCUCAAUGGCUACGUUGCUAAAUUAUGUGAGCUAGAAAAACAUCAGACGGAGUUUAAUAAGAAAUCCGAAGCCCUAAAAGUGUACACGUGGCGUAAAAUCCGCGAGGCGUACGUUAAGCAAGCGAUGCUAGUGCGGCGGAUGGACGAAGCUCUCGGGGGCAUCAUCAUGCUGUCCUGCUCUUGCAACUUCUACUUCAUAUGCUUGCAAAUGUUCUUGGGAAUUACCCAAGGUCUAUCCACAGAUACAAUGACAGGAAUAUACUACGUGGUAUCACUGGCCUGGCUGUGUAUACGAGUGAUAAGUGUCGUGCUCUCCGCGUCCGGCGUGAACACACACUCCAAGACUGCCCUCAAGUACCUCUAUACUUAUGAAACACAGUGCUAUAAUGUUGAAGUAGAGAGGCUCCAAGACCAACUAACUAAAGAUUACAUCGCCCUCAGCGGAAUGGGAUUCUUCUAUCUAAACAAAACUAUUUUGUUACAGAUGGCCGGCGCAAUAAUAACUUAUGAAUUAAUAUUAAUUCAAUUUGAUGGACAGGGACAAAUAGAUGCGAAAACUACUCCCAGUAUUGAAUUAAACGUGACCAAUAUAUGA
This is a messenger RNA of Spodoptera frugiperda (fall armyworm), 1296 nucleotides long. RefSeq names its product gustatory receptor for sugar taste 64a-like. The transcript is spliced from 9 exons. Gene Ontology annotation, molecular function: taste receptor activity. The coding region runs from base 1 to 1296 and encodes 431 amino acids. Gene Ontology annotation, cellular component: membrane. The record is from RefSeq and is a predicted model, not a curated record. NCBI's taxonomy places the organism in Eukaryota, Metazoa, Arthropoda, Insecta, Lepidoptera, Noctuidae. Gene Ontology annotation, biological process: detection of chemical stimulus involved in sensory perception of taste; sensory perception of chemical stimulus.